Folsomia candida is the source of this 709-nucleotide messenger RNA. RefSeq names its product chromobox protein homolog 1. Gene Ontology annotation, molecular function: chromatin binding. The record is from RefSeq and is a predicted model, not a curated record. NCBI's taxonomy places the organism in Eukaryota, Metazoa, Arthropoda, Collembola, Entomobryomorpha, Isotomidae. The transcript has 3 exons. The coding region runs from base 176 to 586 and encodes 136 amino acids. Gene Ontology annotation, biological process: negative regulation of transcription by RNA polymerase II; chromatin organization. Gene Ontology annotation, cellular component: nucleus; pericentric heterochromatin.
UGGUGGUGGUCUGCCAUUCGUCUUCUCCUCACCCGCCAGUCCACAGUGGAGAAAACGGAAUUGUCCUUCUCGGUUAAAUUUAAUUUACAGUUAAUCUUUCUGUCCGAGUCGCCAAUUGAAGUUUCAGCAGUUUACUAUUCGUUGUUAAUUACUCGGUGUGGAAAGAGGUAAAAAAAUGGAUCGUGGCAAGUCUGACGAGCAGGGGAUGGCGACAACGUCCUCCAGGAGACGAUCGGACAGGAAGAAACGUUCCCAGAACGAUGAGAAUGACGAAAAUAAACAGGGUGGCGGAGAUAAGGCAGCAGAAAAGGGAAAACUUGGACGGAAGGAAACUCCUGCCAAGUUGACGGGAUUUGAUCGUGGUCUCGCUCCCGAUAAGAUCAUUGGAGCGACGGACUCGAGCGGAGAGUUGAAAUUUCUCAUGAAAUGGGAGGGAUCGGAUGAAGCGGAUCUGGUUCCGGCACGAAUCGCCAACACCAAGUGUCCUCAGGUCGUGAUCACCUUUAGGACAACUCGCUUGGCACAUGGCGCAGAACGAGAAGAAGAAAGAAAUUCCAGAGUAAAAAAAUUCAGUCUGCACGUUUAAAAAUGGACUCGAAUCUCUUAAAAAUACACCAAAAUCUCUUUAAAAUACUCUUAAAACUCUUUAAAAUGUAAUGUUUCCCUUUUGAAAAGUAAAUGCAAAAAGUAAAUUGUUGUCAAGUAUUGC